UGGUGUAAGGCUGAUAGUAUGACAGAGGUAUCUGGAAGACACAAACUGUUCUGGAGGGACGUAUCCUCAACCCAGACCACAUAGAUUUCCCAGAAAUAAAGCACAACUAAAAAUGAACUCAAUACAGAAUUAUAAAGCAUGGGAGGAAACAAUCUACCAUUCCUCGAUGAGCAAGAAUCAGCGGACAGAACAAACUAAACACCUGAAGAGAAGGAAUAGAAAAGGAGAGCAAGCCCCGGAGUUCACUAUUUCCAGAAAUUGUAUACUGAAGUGUAACGCUACAUGAGUCAGAGAAAGGAAGGACCCUGAGCCAUAUGGCCUGAUUGUUGGCAAUGACACUGUUAAGAGGCUGGCAUUUGUUUCUGUUCUAACCAGCUACUUUAUAACUGUCAAUAGUAACUAUGCAUAUGUAUUGGUCAGCAAAACCAAGGAACGAGAGCAAUGGCAUUUGACAAAGUCAAUCUGAUUCCUGGGUAUCUUUCCUGGGUUCCACCAUCAGGGACCUCUUCCCUUCCAUCUCAUCAACAAUGUGGUACCUUUUACUAUUUGAUAAAGAUUAAGGACAUGUUCUUUGGUCAACAACCAGAACUCAAAAUCUGCUGGAGUAGGGUCAGAGACCAUUUCAAUCAUAGCUGAGGAAAAUGAAAUUUCCGUUUUAUUUGGUGCCUUGUCCAGGGAGCACACUAACUCUUUCGGAAACACGGGAGUGAGAGGAGGUUGAGUCUUGUCUGAUAGCAACUCAUGGUUAUGGCGAGUGACCCAACGUGACCAGCAGGGGCAGGAGCCACAGAGGAACUCAUGACGGGCUACACCAUGUUGCGGAAUGGGGGCGUGGGCAACGGAGGUCAGACCUGCGUGCUGCGGUGGUCCAACCGCAUUCGGCUCACGUGGCUCAGCUUCACGCUCUUCAUCAUUCUCGUGUUCUUCCCCCUCAUCGCCCACUAUUAUCUCACCACCCUGGACGAAGCGGAUGAGGCAGGCAAGCGGAUCUUUGGCCCACGGGCUGGUAAUGAGCUCUGUGAGGUGAAGCACGUGCUGGAUCUCUGCCGCAUUCGAGAGUCUGUAAGUGAAGAGCUCUUGCAGCUGGAAGCCAAGCGGCAAGAGCUGAACAGUGAAAUCGCCAAGCUGAAUCUGAAGAUAGAGGCCUGUAAGAAGAGCAUUGAGAAUGCCAAGCAGGACCUGCUUCAGCUCAAGAACGUCAUCAGCCAGACCGAGCACUCUUACAAAGAACUGAUGGCCCAAAAUCAGCCCAAACUCUCUCUGCCCAUCCGACUCCUCCCAGAGAAGGACGAUAUCGGCCUCCCUCCCCCAAAGGUCCUGCGGAGCUGCCGGCUGCACAACUGUUUUGAUUAUUCUCGCUGCCCUCUCACCUCUGGUUUCCCAGUCUAUGUUUAUGACAGUGACCAGUUUGCCUUUGGCAGCUACCUGGAUCCCUUGGUCAAGCAGGCUUUUCAGGCCACAGCACGAGCCAACGUUUAUGUUACAGAAAAUGCAGAUAUUGCCUGCCUUUAUGUGAUAUUAGUGGGGGAAAUGCAGGAGCUGGGAGUGCUGCGGCCUGCUGACCUGGAGAAGCAGCUGUACUCCCUACCACACUGGCGGACAGACGGACACAACCACGUCAUCAUCAAUCUGUCUCGGAAGUCGGACACCCAGAAUUUACUGUACAAUAUCAGUACAGGCCGGGCCAUGGUGGCCCAGUCCACUUUCUAUGCUGCCCAGUACCGGCCUGGCUUUGACUUGGUGGUAUCGCCACUAGUCCACGCCAUGUCAGAGCCCAACUUCAUGGAAAUCCCACCACAGGUGCCAGUGAAGCGGAAAUAUCUCUUCACCUUCCAGGGUGAGAAGAUUGAGUCGCUGAGAUCCAGCCUUCAGGAGGCCCGCUCCUUUGAGGAGGAGAUGGAGGGUGACCCUCCAGCCGACUACGAUGAUCGUAUCAUUGCCACCCUCAAGGCAGUACAGGACAGCAAACUAGAUCAGGUCUUGGUAGAAUUUACCUGCAAAAACCAGCCUAAACCCAGUCUGCCUACUGAGUGGGCGCUAUGUGGGGAGCGGGAAGACCGCUUAGAAUUACUGAAGCUCUCCACCUUCGCCCUCAUCAUCACUCCCGGGGACCCUCGCUUGGUUAUUUCCUCUGGGUGUGCCACACGGCUCUUUGAAGCCCUGGAGGUUGGUGCUGUCCCAGUUGUGCUUGGGGAGCACGUGCAGCUUCCUUACCAGGACGUGCUGCAGUGGAGCGAGGCCGCCCUGGUGGUGCCCAAGCCACGAGUGACCGAGGUCCACUUCCUACUACGGAGCCUCUCCGACAGCGACCUUCUGGCCAUGAGGCGGCAAGGCCGCUUCCUCUGGGAGACUUACUUCUCCACCGUGGACAGUAUUUUCAGUACUGUGCUGGCUGUGAUUAGGACUCGCAUCCAGAUCCCAGCCGCUCCCAUCCGGGAAGAGGCGGCGGCCGAGAUCCCCCAUCGCUCAGGCAAGGCAGCCGGCACUGACCCCAACAUGGCCGACAAUGGGGACUUGGACCUGGGGCCCGUGGAGACAGAGCCGCCCUACGCCUCCCCCAAGUACCUCCGCAACUUCACCUUGACCGUCACGGACUUCUAUCGCAGCUGGAACUCUGCGCCAGGACCUUUCCAUCUUUUCCCCCACACACCGUUUGACCCUGUGCUGCCCUCAGAGGCCAAAUUCUUGGGCUCUGGGACUGGCUUUCGGCCUAUUGGUGGCGGGGCCGGGGGCUCCGGCAAGGAGUUCCAGGCCUCGCUGGGCGGCAACGUCCCACGGGAGCAGUUCACAGUGGUGAUGCUGACCUACGAGCGGGAGGAGGUGCUCAUGAACUCGCUCGAGAGGCUGAAUGGCCUCCCUUACCUGAACAAGGUCGUGGUGGUGUGGAAUUCUCCCAAGCUGCCCUCAGAGGACCUUCUGUGGCCUGACAUUGGCGUCCCCAUCAUGGUGGUCCGUACUGAGAAGAACAGUUUGAACAAUCGAUUCCUGCCCUGGAAUGAAAUCGAGACAGAGGCCAUCCUGUCUAUUGAUGAUGACGCUCACCUCCGCCACGAUGAAAUCAUGUUUGGGUUUCGGGUGUGGAGAGAAGCACGGGACCGCAUUGUGGGUUUCCCUGGCCGUUACCAUGCGUGGGACAUCCCUCAUCAGUCCUGGCUCUACAACUCCAACUACUCCUGUGAGCUGUCCAUGGUGCUGACAGGUGCUGCCUUCUUCCACAAGUAUUAUGCCUACCUGUAUUCUUACGUGAUGCCCCAGGCCAUCCGAGAUAUGGUGGACGAAUACAUCAACUGUGAGGACAUCGCCAUGAACUUCCUCGUCUCCCACAUCACUCGGAAACCCCCCAUCAAGGUGACGUCACGGUGGACUUUCCGAUGCCCAGGAUGCCCCCAGGCUCUGUCACACGACGAUUCCCACUUUCACGAGCGGCACAAGUGUAUCAACUUCUUUGUCAAGGUGUACGGCUAUAUGCCCCUGCUGUACACACAGUUCCGCGUGGACUCUGUGCUCUUCAAGACCCGCCUGCCCCACGACAAGACCAAGUGCUUCAAGUUCAUCUAGGGGCGUUGCGCAUAUGGGAGAGGAUGAGCAGAGUGAGGGAGGCAGCUCCUGAGGUCCCUAGACGUGGAAGGACCUCAGGGAUGCCCACUGGGUGGGUGGCCCAGACCCUCUGCUGGGAGAGCCGGCAGGGAGAGUGGGAGGGACAGAGCUGCCUUGCUCUUGAAAUCAGCCACACUGGCCGGAGCCCUGGUCCCAGGACACCAGGGCUCCCUACACAGGGCACUGGUGAUAGCUUACACUGAGGGCCACAGGGACUCUGGAGAGUCACUCACACAGUACAUAAGCCCAGGGCAGCUGGUUUGUGGUUUUUAAUUCACUAACAACUACUAUUAUUAUUUAAAAAGGAAGUUUCAGAUUUGCCAUUCGAGGCUUAUUUAUAUACAUGUGUAUAUAUAUACACAUAUGUGUAUAUACAUGUGCGUGUAUAUGUAUAUAUGCACACACACUCACAUAUACAUAUAUAUAUAUAUAUAUAUUUGAGGGGGAGUUUGGCAUUUCUGCCCAUCUCACAAAGUGAGGGACGUACCACAGUGGUCUGUAUUUUGGUGGAGAUGGAUCCUGGCCUUCUGGUAUCUGGCUCAUCUUUACAGAUCAUCUCUGUCCUCCCCAGGGGCAUCUAUCUGUGCAGAAACAAGAAAGGGCUGGGCGUGGCCCUGUUACAGGGCCCUGCCCAAGAUAAGACCUGUUGCCAACCAGGGCUCUGUAGCUCGAGGUAUGGGGAUCUGCACCUUUGGGGGCAGUGGAGCCUCCCUGUGCAGGACUUGGUGGGUUUGAGGACUCCCCGCUGGGUCGUGCUGUCUGGGUUCUCAGCCCAGCUCUCUCCCUACCCCCUGUUUGGGAGAGAAGACUGAGGAAGGACCGAGACCUGCAGACAGACCCCCAAAUGGCUCUUCUUGUUCGACCCUCCUUUGAAAGACAUGUUGUGCUUUGGCUACAGACUUUCCUGCAGGUUCUCUCAUGUACGAGAACAGAAGCCUGGUGGGCUGCACUUCAGGUGUGGUCUGAGUGGUUGCAGGUCGGCCUACUCUCUGCCGCAGAGUAAACGAGCAUCCUUUGAUCCCCACCCGGCUGGCCGGGGAGUCACAGCAAGGCACCUGCCUUGGGAUAAUACCUUGGUGAAAUUCACCUUCCCCGACCCCUGUCUGGACCCACAUCCUAUAGUUAUUGGAUCCCUCACGCCGGGUUGGUUCCGGGACCCCUUGAGGUUUGGUAUGUGUCAGAAUGGUGGGAGGAUAGGAUUUGUUAGGUUAAGCUCAAAUCCAGCCUGAAACAGGCAUUCACACCCCACAUUACCACGUUCCACUCUGGGUUUAAAUUUCUAUUUCCUGGGCUGAAAUAAAAGUAAGCUAAUUUUUUUUUUUUUUUUUUUU
Molecule: messenger RNA, 4928 nt
Organism: Globicephala melas (long-finned pilot whale)
Lineage: Eukaryota; Metazoa; Chordata; Mammalia; Artiodactyla; Delphinidae
Gene: EXTL3
Product: exostosin like glycosyltransferase 3
Cellular component (GO): membrane
Molecular function (GO): glycosyltransferase activity
Source: RefSeq, a predicted model, not a curated record